CACAAGAAGGCAGAAGAAGCUGAAGAAGCUGAAGAGGAAGCAGCAUCUACAUCUCCACAAAUAUAAGUGCAAGCAUACAAACAUUCACAGGCCUUUUACCAGAGCAGUUAUCUCUUGUAGCGUGGGUGGCCGUGGCUCAAUUUAGUUUCAAUGGAAGUUGUUACCCGGAAGAUGACUUUGAACUUCAAAGAGACGGAGCUCUGCCUUGGCUUGCCGGGCGGGGCUGCUGUGACCGAGCCGGAUAUCUGUACCCCUAAGGCUACUGGAAAGAGAGCUUUCUCUGAGACUGUUGAUCUCAAACUCAACCUUCAUGCGAACGAAUGUUUGAUGAAUGAGAAUGUCAAAAAUGUUUCUUCCAAGGAGAAAAAUGUAUCUUGCGUUAAAGAUCCGGCCAAACCACCAGCCAAGGCACAAGUCGUGGGUUGGCCACCAGUUCGCUCCUACAGAAAGAACGUUAUGGCGCAGAAGAGCACCGGCGAGGAGAGUAGCAAUAAUACUACUGAGAAGGCUGCAUUCGUGAAGGUCUGCAUGGAUGGUGCACCCUAUCUUCGUAAGGUGGAUUUGAAGAUGUACAAGAGCUACAAGGAGCUGUCUGAUGCCUUGUCCAAGAUGUUCAGCUCCUUCACCAUGGGUUACUAUGGGGCCCAAGGAAUGAUAGACUUCAUGAAUGAGAGCAAGUUAAUGGAUCUUCUGAACAGUACUGAGUAUGUGCCGACCUAUGAAGAUAAGGAUGGAGACUGGAUGCUUGUGGGUGAUGUUCCAUGGGAGAUGUUUGUUGAUUCAUGCAAGCGCUUGCGAAUAAUGAAAGGAUCAGAAGCAAUUGGACUUGCUCCAAAAGCGAUGGAGAAAUGCAAGAACAGAAGCUGAUUGAUCAAGCUCAAUCGACCAGCAUUUGAUUCAGUGCAUGUUCUACGGAUCGAACAGCCUGGUGGUUCUGUGGAAGUGUCUGUAUUUUAUGUGAUGAUGAUGAUGGUAUAUAGAUAGUAAUUAAAGAUUGCUGAAUAUCUGUAAUCGACAAGAUGCAAUAAACUUAACCUAGUGUCUUUGCCUUGUUUAUCGCCAAUGGCGUUCUUUAUAAUUCCCCCAUUAUUUUU
Molecule: messenger RNA, 1094 nt
Organism: Argentina anserina (silverweed cinquefoil)
Lineage: Eukaryota; Viridiplantae; Streptophyta; Magnoliopsida; Rosales; Rosaceae
Product: auxin-responsive protein IAA14-like
Exons: 5
Coding region: 151-867 (238 amino acids)
Biological process (GO): regulation of DNA-templated transcription
Cellular component (GO): nucleus
Molecular function (GO): protein binding
Source: RefSeq, a predicted model, not a curated record